Molecule: messenger RNA, 3146 nt
Organism: Panonychus citri (citrus red mite)
Lineage: Eukaryota; Metazoa; Arthropoda; Arachnida; Trombidiformes; Tetranychidae
Exons: 5
Coding region: 1059-2807 (582 amino acids)
Source: RefSeq, a predicted model, not a curated record
AAUAGACAGUAGAGUUUAACUUUCUCUCUUUUCUCUUGUUUUUCUGUCAGAAUAAUUUUCACUUUGUUUGGGUUAAUCUCUCUCACUUUCUCUCUCUUUCUAUUUUUAUGUUUUCUUUUUUUCUACUCUCUCACAACAAGUACUUAAUUGUUCCCUGGCUAAUUAACACUUACACGAUUGAUCAAUCAAGGUAUUAACCACAAAGUAAUUUGUUUACUUAUUUGCUCGUCUCUCUUUUUCUCUCUCUCUCUCUCUGUGUCUCUCUAAUUAUCUUCCUCUAUGGUUCCUCGUCUUCUUAAUUUUUUAGAUUGGUGAUUAUAAUUGUUUAGAUGCAAAGGUAAUUCAAGCAUCAGAUGUGAUUAUCAAAAGUUAAUCAAGCAAGGUCAAGUUGGUUUUGAUUACUUUGUCAUUUUAAUUGGGUUGGGAAAAGAGCAAUUAUUGUACAAAUUACAGGUAAUUAAUUGAAAGAAAACCACCUCAAUAAUGAUGAUUAUGGUCUAAGAACUGACCAUAUAUCUCAUGUUAAAAGAUGGAAUAAGCUAUAAACAAGAAUCCAUAUGUGAUUAGGAUUGUUGUUUUGUGACAAAUACACAACUUCAAGUGUACAAAAAAAAUAGAAGAAACUUAUUUUGAUGACAUCCCGCCUCAAUCAUCGUAUUAUCCUCUUAAUCCUUUUCUAUCAAUCAACAUCAUCAUCCAGUUAAAACUGCAACAUCAUCAAAUCAUUAAGCUAUUACAAAACUCUGUAUUUCUUUUGAUUUACUUAAUUUGGUUACGAGAUUUACAAACAAACACUCACAUAUAUUUGGAAUAUAUUACCUAGAUAUCAAUUACUAUUAUACACCAGUUGCUGUUUUUUUUGUACAAAAGCUAAUUAUCCAAAGAUUGGUUCCAUUUCUUUUACUUUUGUUUCUCUUACUCAUCCCUGAGUAAAGGAGUGAAAGUUUAUUGCCGUUUGGUAGCUAUUUCUACAUCACAGUAUAUAUAUAACCCACGAACACUUAUAUACUCAAGAUUUAUACAUAUUAACUAUCUACCUGAAAACGAAAACGAAAACCAUGAAAGUCCAGCCAAUCGUAGAAACCGAUCAACCUAAUGGGCACCUUGAAAAAGAUGCAUCGAUACCUCCUUCAUCUCUUCCUAUUUCUACUUCUUCACAAUUAAUACAACCACUAGUACUGACACAAUCAACGACUACAUCAUUAUCAUCAUCAUCAUCUCCCUCACCUCCUCCUCUAUCAACAACACCUUCAAAUAUGUUGUUGUCACAAGCCUCUCAAAUGUCAUCACAACGUGACUCUGAUGAGGUUAAUCAAAGCGAAAAACCGACAAGACAAGACCAUCAAGCCUUUUUGGAGAGAAAUAAAAUGGAUAAACUAUUUGACUGUCUUCGUAAAGUGGGCUCAGCGAUUCAAGAACUUGUCGAAGAAGGUACCGAAAGCGCUAGCACUUUCAACUCUUCUGCAUAUAAUUCACCACCAUCCUAUCGAUCAAAAGAAGAAGUGCCUCCAUUAUCAAAUCAUCUGCCUCAUCAUUCAAAAGUAACUAAAGACUUUGGAUGCCAAAAAAAUGGUUCAGUUAGUUAUGUUCACCGAUCCGUGGGUGACAGAAAUCCUGUCAUUCGAACAAUGGAAGAAUAUGAAGCACUUGAAUCGUCGGACCAACGUCGCUACCUAAUAAGUCAACUAGAUGCCUACAGUAGACAAUAUUUCAAAAUGAUCGAAGAUAAAGAACGUCGAAGACGUAAAUUGUGCCAUCUACAAUCAGAAUUUAUAUCACUUAUGUUACCACAAUUUUCCAUAAUUCACAGUAUUAUGGCCGAGGGACUACGUAAUGAGUGGCAAAAUAAGCUUAAGAUUAUCGAUGAAUUGACUCGAACAUUAAGUGAUUGUGACGAAAGACUGACAUUAAAUAACGAAGGAUAUUCUAUGCGCGAUCAAUCAAUCUCAGGGAUCAAUUUAUCUCUAAUAAAUCAUCAACAUCAUCUUCAAUCUCAUCAUUCGUUUCUUCAAAAACAACAACGGACAAUAGCCAAUAAUGGUGAAGGUGAUAAUGAAGAUGAAUACGAAAAUGAGGAAGAUGAAACAUUCGAUCAUGAAGAACUAUCAUCUCGCAAUCAUCAACAUCAUAACAAUUUGUAUAAUGGAAAUCUAGCCGUCGAUCCUAGUCAUCAUGAAAUUGGCGGCAUCAGUGCUGUCGGUGAAGAGAUGAAUAGUUCAGCUGAACAAUUACGUCUGGCAACUGAACGUUUCGCCCAAUUAACCAAAAGAAACGUUGAAGAUGCACAUAUUGAAGAUGGUUCUGGACUGCCUGUUGAUUUAACAACCGAUUCAGAAAUUGUUAAUCAAUUUGCUCGUUUCUGUGAUGCUUCAGUUUCAAAGAGACAAUAUAGUCGUAAACCACCAGCCCCUCCCGUACCACCCUCAUCAAAAUAUGUUAACAACAUUGUCACCAACAAUGGAAACAGUGAUCCCGCCUCACCUAAACCAACUGGUCUCCAUAAAUACAAAAUUUGUCUCUUCCGUGAUGGUGGUUACCGAUGUUACUACAUAGGUAAAGAUCGUUCGUGUAACAUGAGGCAACAUUGGCUUCACAGGCACGGAGUAGAUAACCCACCGGAACAUUUUUACGCUCGAAAAGAUUUAUCCGACACUGAGGUUCAAAAAUACAAACUAAAGUACGAAGUUCAAAAGAGCAAUUUCCCUAAAAAUCGCGAUCCUCUAGUGUCCACAAUCUUCCACCAACAAUCGCCCGCUAAAAGAGCAAAAUUAUCACCCACUCAACAGGAAAACACUCCACAAGCUUAAACUUAUUUUCUAUUUCGCCAAUUAUUUUUUUCUUUUCUCUCUCUCUUUCUUUCUUUCUCACUCUCACUCUUCGCUUAAAUCACUUAAUUCAUUUUUUUUUCUUUCUAACCUUUUGGUUUAUCGCCAUCAUUUCUUCAGAUGAUUUCAUCAAUUUUUUUUUGUUUUCCCGGCCAUUUGCAUAUAUUUAAAAAUAAGAAAAAGUGAGAAAGAGUGAGAGAGAGAAAGAGAAAGAGAGAAAAAAGUUACCUCACAAAAUGACAAAGAAAUUCAAAGAAAUGGUAUCAAAAAUCAUUUGUAAACAAAAUCAAUCAAUUAUAUUAUAUAAUUAUUACUACAUAA